Molecule: messenger RNA, 1236 nt
Organism: Scleropages formosus (Asian bonytongue)
Lineage: Eukaryota; Metazoa; Chordata; Actinopteri; Osteoglossiformes; Osteoglossidae
Product: plasmolipin-like
Exons: 5
Coding region: 564-1100 (178 amino acids)
Biological process (GO): myelination
Cellular component (GO): membrane
Molecular function (GO): structural constituent of myelin sheath
Source: RefSeq, a predicted model, not a curated record
GAUCUCGAACUUAGAUAUAGCAAAGGUUCUAGUAUUCAGAGCAGCGGUUCAUAUUGCUUCCUCGCUUCCAGGUGUUCAGUCGACAUUAUUAUAAUGAUAAUGAUAUAAAGAAGAGCGUUGUUAAAAUAUCACAAAGGUUGGGAAUGCUGCCAAUGUAUUCAUAAUCAUAUGCCAUGGCAAAUAUAACAGCAGCAAAGCGAGAUGGACCACUCUGCUUUUCGCCAGGUGUUGGUUUUACAGCGAAGCAGUGACCACUAAGUUUCACUGGGGCCCAGAUGAACAUUCCUAGAAUAAAGUGUCUGCUCAUCUGUUGAGAAGAUCUCCAACCACAGAAGGUUGCCGCGAUGAGAUGCCGGAACACGCAGCAGUCCGGGGCAGCGAAAGCAGAAGGAAGAGGAGGUGACGGAUAUAUAAGCAGAAGACACCUGCGGGUCUGGACAGCAGAGACUGUAGGGUCUCCCGUGUUUGGAUCUCCAUUUCUGGUUCUGCCAGUUGAAUUGGGCUGCGUAAGAACUUUAUAAGUUUGUUUUGAAAGGACCUCUGUGUGUCUCUGAGGGCAAGCAAUGGCGGAGGUUACAACCGAGGUGAACGCCGAGACGAGCUCGGCUCCUUCCCAGGGGACUUCGGCCUUUCAGAACAACAUCCCUGGCAAUAUCUCCAUGGACAUGGGCUUCUUCAAGACCAUCCGUGCCAACUUGAUGCUGGUGGAGAUUAGUCUAGGACUGGUGGCGUGGUCCUUCAUCGCCAGCAGCUACUACUAUUUCUUCUCAGCCUACCACUGGGUGAUGUUUGUGAGCGUGACACUGUGGAUCCUUACCAUCUUCCUCUUCCUCAUCUACUUUCUUGGAAUUCACAUGAAGUUUGACUCUGUGCCCUGGCCGCUUGUGCUGCUCGUGUUCAACGGUGUGGCAACUCUCCUCUACUUCACAGCCUUCGUGAUCAAUGCUGUAUUUUUAUCUUCCUAUUAUUCCACCAUCUUCUACUACUAUCUUAUAGCAGCUGCGGUCUUUGGGGUUGUGGUGACACUGACCUAUGCCGCCAGCACAUACCUUGCUUUCACAGAGUGGAAAGGGAGCAACGCAGCACCCAGCACUGUGUAAACCUUGCAGACUGGCCUCAGAAACCCCUUGUAUUAAAGUUGAUUGCACACAGUACAAGUGACAAAGUUAACCAACAUUAACCAAGCAAUCUGACCAAGUGGAUUGUUAAAACUGGAACAGGAAAUGGUGUGCAAUU